GAGGAGGAGUUUGUUAAUACUGGGAUCUGACAGCAGCGACAAACCUACAGUGAGUGAUCUCUCCCCAGCGCGAAUCCGCCAUCAAGAUCAGGGACAAGGAGGAGGAGGAAGAAGAGGAAGAGGAGGAGGAAGAGGAGGAGGAGAAGGAGGAGGAGGAGAAGGAGGAGGUGGAGGAAGAGGAGGAAGAGGAGGAGGAGGGAAAGAGAAGGAAGAAGAAAAAGAAGAGACCCACUGUCUUCCCGGGAUUGUUUUCCCCCCUUAUCUUUACGCGCUAGUGUGCGCGUGGCGCGUGUGCGCCCCUCGUCCCUGCCAUCUGAACCCCGUCUUGGAUGUUUAAUAAAGAAAUCAAGUGUCUCACCAGUCACCAAAAAAAACAGCAAAAAGCAAAACCAAAAAGAGAAAAAAAAAAUCCAAAAGCAAAAACAAAAAGAGAGAGAGGGGGAAAAAACCAAACAAACAAACAAGGCAGAACCAACCUCCACUUGCAAGCAGCAGGCGCAAACCGCUUAUCUGCCACCCAGAGAGGGGGUCUCCGGCCCCGCGCUGGAGCGCUGGCAGGGGGAUCGUCAGGGGGACAGAGGCCGAGUGACGUCCUAGGAGCCACAGAAAGACAAGCGAGACUGCGGCCCCCGCGCGCGGCUCGGGGCUGGGGCGCCAGAAGUGAGACUGGAGCUAAGUAGAGCGAUGCCAAGGAGGAAACAGCAGGCACCCAAGCGGGCUGCAGGCUAUGCCCAGGAGGAAGUUCUGAAGGAAGAGGAGGAAAUAAAGGAGGAAGAGGAGGAGGAGGAAGACAGUGGUUCGGUGGCUCAGCAUCAGGGCAGUAAUGACACGGGGACAGAUGAGGAACUAGAAACAGUCCCGGAGCAGAAAGGCUACUUCAGCUGCCAGAACUCGCCAGGGAGCCACCUGUCCAACCAGGACGUGGAAAAUGAAUCUCUUCUGAGUGAUGCCAGCGACCAGGUGUCAGACAUCAAGAGCAUCUGUGGCCGAGAUGUCUCGGACAAGAAAGCAAACGCUCACCCCAAGCUUCCGAGCGAACCCCAUAACUGCAUGGAUAAAAUGACAGCCGUCUAUGCCAAUAUCCUGUCAGAUUCCUACUGGUCAGGCCUGGGCCUCGGCUUCAAAUUAUCCAACAGCGAGAGACGGAAUUGUGACACCCGCAAUGGCAGCAGCAAGAAUGAUUUUGAUUGGCACCAAGAUGCCCUGUCCAAAAGCCUCCAGCAGAACUUGCCUUCCCGGUCUGUCUCUAAGCCCAGCCUAUUCAGCUCCGUGCAGCUGUACCGGCAGAGCAGUAAGAUGUGCGGCUCGGUGUUCACCGGGGCCAGCAGGUUCCGCUGCAGACAGUGCAGCGCGGCCUACGACACUCUGGUGGAGCUGACCGUGCACAUGAAUGAGACAGGCCACUAUCAAGAUGACAACCGCAAAAAAGAUAAGCUCCGACCCACGAGCUACUCAAAGCCCCGGAAAAGGGCCUUCCAGGACAUGGACAAAGAGGACGCGCAGAAGGUUCUGAAAUGCAUGUUUUGCGGCGACUCCUUUGAUUCCCUGCAAGACCUGAGCGUCCACAUGAUAAAGACAAAACAUUACCAAAAAGUGCCUUUGAAGGAACCGGUACCAACCAUUUCCUCUAAAAUGGUCACACCAGCCAAGAAGCGUGUUUUCGACAUCAACAGGCCUUGCUCCCCGGACUCCACCACGGGGACACAGGCAGAAUCGUUUUCUUCCCAGAAAAACCCCAACCUGCAGCUGCCCUCCAACAGCCGCUACGGCUACCAAAACGGAGCCAGCUACACCUGGCAGUUCGAGGCCUGCAAGUCGCAGAUCUUAAAGUGUAUGGAGUGUGGCAGUUCCCAUGACACCUUGCAGCAGCUCACCACCCACAUGAUGGUCACGGGUCACUUUCUCAAAGUCACCAGCUCUGCCUCCAAGAAAGGCAAGCAGCUGGUGUUGGACCCGCUGGCCGUGGAGAAAAUGCAGUCGCUGUCCGAGACCCCAAACAGCGAGUCUCUGGGCGCUAAGCCGUCAAGUAACUCUGCCUCUGACUGCGCAGCCUCUAGCACCGAGUUAAAGAAAGAGAGCAAGAAGGAGAAGGCGGAGGAGAUCAACGAAGACGAGCAAGGGGCGAAAGGCGAGGAAUACGAAGACCCUCUACAGAAACCUCUCGACCCCACCUUAAAAUACCAGUAUCUGAGAGAAGAGGAUUUGGAAGAUGGCUCAAAGGGUGGAGGGGACAUCUUAAAGUCACUGGAAAAUACUGUAACCACGGCCAUCAACAAGGCCCAAAACGGUGCUCCCAGCUGGAGCGCAUAUCCAAGUAUCCACGCAGCCUACCAGCUGUCAGAGGGUGCCAAGCCACCCAUGGCAAUGGGCUCUCAGAUACUGCAAAUCAGACCCAACCUCGCCAACAAGCUAAGGCCCAUCGCGCCCAAGUGGAAAGUCAUGCCGCUUGGCCCUGUGCCCACAAACCUGGCCCUGUACACUCAAGUUAAGAAGGAGACAGAAGACAAAGACGAAGUCAGAAAGGAGUGCGGGAAGGAAAGUCCCCGUGAAGAGGCAACAUCUCUCAGCCAGUCUGAGGGGGAGUCUUUCUCCAAAAUUGAAACACCCUCAGAAUCCAGAAAGGUAGAGCCCUGUCCCCCGAAGGAGGGAGAGAAGCUGCCGAAAGAGAAACCAGAGCCGUUAGAACCUGUAUCUUCUCUGAGCAACGGGUGCGCACCGGCUAACCACACCCCGACCCUGCCUUGCAUCAACCCGCUCAGUGCGCUGCAGUCGGUCCUCAACAACCACCUGGGUAAAGCUACUGAGCCUUUGCGCUCUCCUUCCUGCUCCAGCCCCAACUCAAGCACAAUCUCUAUGUUCCACAAGUCUAGUCUCAGCGCAGUGGACAAACCGGUCCUAAGUCCCUCCUCCACCAGGCCGGCCAGCGGAUCCAGACACUACCUGUUUGAGAACAGCGACCAGCCCAUUGACCUGACCAAAUCCAAAAGCAAGAGGGCCGAGUCCUCGCAAGCACAAUCCUGCACGUCCCCACCUCAGAAGCAUGCUCUCUGUGACAUUGCCGAUAUGGUCAAGGUCCUCCCCAAAGCCACCACCCCCAAGCCAGCUGCUCCCUCGAGGGUCCCGCCCAUGAAGCUGGAAAUGGAUGUCAGGCGAUUCGAGGAUGUUUCCGGCGAAGUCUCGACUUUGCACAAGAGGAAGGGCAGGCAGUCCAACUGGAACCCCCAGCACCUGCUCAUCCUGCAGGCGCAGUUCGCCUCGAGCCUCUUCCAGACAUCGGAGGGCAAAUAUCUGCUCUCUGACCUGGGCCCACAGGAGCGGAUGCAAAUCUCAAAGUUCACGGGACUCUCGAUGACCACAAUCAGCCACUGGCUGGCCAAUGUCAAGUACCAGCUUAGGAAAACAGGGGGGACAAAAUUCCUGAAAAACAUGGACAAAGGGCACCCCAUCUUUUACUGCAGUGACUGUGCCUCCCAGUUCAGAACCCCCUCUACUUACAUCAGCCACUUAGAGUCUCACCUGGGCUUCCAAAUGAAGGACAUGACGCGGAUGGCGGCUGACCAGCCAAGCAAGGUGGAGCAGGAGAUCUCCCGGGUGUCGUCGGCUCAGAGGUCUCCGGAAACAAUAGCCGGUGAAGAGGACACAGACUCUAAAUUCAAGUGUAAGUUGUGCAGUCGGACAUUUGUGAGCAAACACGCAGUAAAACUCCACCUAAGCAAAACGCACAGCAAGUCACCCGAGCACCAUUCUCAGUUUGUAACAGACGUGGAUGAAGAAUAGUUCCGCAGGACAAAUGCCUUAGCCUGGAUCUUCCUGCCUGGAUCUCCCUCACCAGCCCUUCUCUGUUCGUUGCACCCUUGUUUCUGACAUUGGACCACUGACCUCCUCCUGACACCCGGCUCCAAGAAGACUGCAGAAAAAGAAAAAAAAAAAAAGUCCCACCAACCAUCUCUCUUCAUCCUCACUAACAAUUUGGUAAUGAAGUAUUGAUUUCCACUUCUCUCCUUAUGGACGAUAUUAGAUUUUCAUUGAUAAACUGCAACGGGACUGUCGCAUCUCUGAGGCCCUCUUCACCGUCAGGAAGAAACAAAGUGCCACCGAGUUAAAAUAAUGACUGGGAGCAUUGACGCACUUACUUUGUCAUUUUGUAACAGGAAAGGGAGGGGGCACAUCACUCUUCAUAGUUUAAUGUCCAAGUGGGCUGCUCUUGGGAGUUUACUUUUCAUGGUAACGUCCAUUUCCUAUUUAUAACCCCCCUGGGAACGUUUGUCUAAAGGAAAUGUUUCUGUUCAGUGUAACAAUUAAGGUUGCACCUGGAUUCCCUAGUCCUGCCCCUGCACCGGGGAGCCAUUAAUCACCGCAGAGUAGAAGAGUUAUUAAGUUAAACCGGAGUUUGAGCCAAGAAAACCUCCCAACCAUGUUCAUCUUCUGUGAAAGUUGUUGGAAUAGACAGGCUUAACCGUGUUGCUGCCAAAGGCUUUUUCCUGUGGAGUGCGUCCUCCACGGUUAUCUUGAGUGGUUUUGUAAGCUUAGCUCCCAGCAUGCACCACUGUAGGAUGAGCCCUGCAAACUGGGAGGGGUGCAGACUAGAACCCCAGAUAAAGCAAAAUGGCAAUGCAUCACCGAGAGUGCCAGGUGAAGUGGCCACCUUCACUGGCAAUCCCUCCUUGCCAGACCUGUUGCCUCUCAAAUGCAGCUUCUCCUUUGAACCAGCAGAAUGCAUGAAAACAGGGUGUCCGUUUUAAACGUGUUCCUGCAACUUUUUUCAUUAAAACUUUAAGGGCCCAAUUUUAAUUUGUGGAAUAUUCCCGUUAAUAAUGAGAUCUAAUUAAGACAUCCAUUAAAAGCCCGUUAAAGUUAAUUUAACGUAAAAAUUCCAAUAGAACUGUAUUAGAUUUUCUCCAUUAAAUUAACGUUAUGGAUUUUUAACGGAUGUCUUAAUUACACGUUAUUAUUAACGGGAAUACUGUAUUACACAGAUUAAAAUCAGGUCCUAAGUCAACUUGGAAAAGCUAAGAGCAUGUUUUAAUAUUAAAGUCUCACAGACCUAGUACACAGUUUGGAAGCGCAGGGGAAGAUGCAGUUAUUCUAGCUGAGCAUUUUCUGUACAAUGGAGAGUAAUCUAUAAUAGAUAAAUUCAUCAUUUCAUUUAAACAAUGGUCUCUUUAUUCUCAUAGGACAACCAAGUCUGGAUUGUAUUGUAAAUUGCUACUCGGCUAUAGGUGAAAUAUUUAAACUAUUCUCAGCACAAUAUUCUGAAACAAAUGACUAUUUUGUGUUCUUGUUUUAAUUACCAAGGUUAUCCAAAAGAAAAGGGGGGGGGGAGGCUGACAAAAUGAAGCCAAAUACAUUCUUUUCACCGUUUAUUAUAAAGGCUGCCUGUUGGAAAUGUCUUGGAAAUUUUGACAUGAUCCCUAAAUUCGACGCUGGGAUUUAAAAUAAAAUUUGAAGGAGAAAAAAAAAAAGAAAAAAAAACUUAUUUACCUCCUAAGGAAAGUGUUGCCCUUAUGCCACAUAUAAUAGCAAAUUGCUUUUUUUAUGGCAUGCAUAACCUAGAUGGGGAAAAAUAUGGUGCUUCAGGGAAGGAGGGGAAAAGUAAAUGAAGUUCCAGGAAUGUCAUUCUGAAGUAAUGAGGCAUGGACGGAAAAUAUACCCCUCACAUCAUCGGAUUGAGAUGGCAGGCGAAAUAGCUUCAUUGAAGUGUCAGCACUCAUCCAUCAAUCAAUCACCCACAAGGAAAAAUAACAACAGUACAACGGGGCGGCUUUUAUGGGAUUUACUCAUGGGCACAGGGAACAGCGGCUCGGAUGUAGUUCUGACAUGAAAAGCAAGGUGCUGAUAUUAUUUUUUAUGAUGGGAGGAUCAUAAAGUGAAUUGAGAACAGAGAGAGGUCUGUCUGCUUAACCUGUUCAACCAGAAAUGAACGGAACUCAGCUGGAAAGAACCGUCUUUGGAUGGGUUAAGAUGGAAGGGUGGACUCGGCUGAGCUCUGUCC
Molecule: messenger RNA, 5992 nt
Organism: Microtus oregoni (creeping vole)
Lineage: Eukaryota; Metazoa; Chordata; Mammalia; Rodentia; Cricetidae
Gene: Tshz2
Product: teashirt zinc finger homeobox 2
Exons: 4
Coding region: 685-3777 (1030 amino acids)
Biological process (GO): regulation of transcription by RNA polymerase II
Cellular component (GO): nucleus
Molecular function (GO): DNA-binding transcription factor activity, RNA polymerase II-specific; DNA binding
Source: RefSeq, a predicted model, not a curated record